Messenger RNA from Anneissia japonica, 3092 nucleotides. Its product is annotated as lysine-specific histone demethylase 1B-like. Bases 163 to 2583 code for a protein of 806 amino acids. The transcript is spliced from 17 exons. Gene Ontology annotation, molecular function: oxidoreductase activity; zinc ion binding; protein binding. The record is from RefSeq and is a predicted model, not a curated record. Lineage: Eukaryota; Metazoa; Echinodermata; Crinoidea; Comatulida; Comatulidae.
AAAAGUAGUAACCCUCGUUCUAAAUCCAAUGAUCUAGCUCAAGCGCAUUGUUCUAUUAUUUUUUGCUCUCGCUUCGUGAAGAGUAUGCGCUAAUUUCACACGGUUUUUCUGUGAAUGAUUGAAAAAACAUAGAUUCAAGGUAAGUUUGCGCACAAGCUCAGAAUGUCUGGAAGGAGAAGGAAAAGCAUCAAAGGAGCUGAUGAUGAACAACAUACCUCUCCUCCAUCAUCACUGAAAGGGAAACAUAAGGCCACUCCAGGUGGCCACAAUGAAGCAGGUGGAAAACGCUCAUUCAGAAGCUGUGAAAAAUCGCGUUGUCCAGCUAAGCGACCUAUCUGUUUUGCAAGAUCUGAAAGAUGUGCGGGUGAUGGGUACACUUCACGAUGGUAUCAUUUGUCUGCCGGAGAACAUUUCUGUAAUGAAUGUUUUGAUUUCUACUAUAGAAGUCAUAGGGAUGGCUAUCAUAGGAUGGCUCUGUGGAAAAGAGAAUGGAGCUCAUAUGGAAAAACAGAGGCUAAUCUCAAGACUUACAUGGUGGAUGCUGUGAUGCCAUACUGGGUCCAGUGUACAAUGACAGAUUGCAGGAAAUGGCGAAUAUUGCCAAAUGAUGUGCAACUCACUACAGAUUUCAUUCAGAAAUACUGCUGUGGUAUGAUGCAAGAUGGUACACAGCCAAUAAAUAAUGAUGCCUGUAAAGAGAUGGAGGACCAUCGGGUUGAAGAGACUAAUGCUGACAACUGGUUGUCACUUCUAAUGAACCCUCCAUUGCUGAAGAACUCUCCGGCCGCUCCAUACCUUCAAGAAUACUAUCCUGACGGAGUUGGUCUUAGUGCAACAUGCAAAGUCGCAACGAUGGGAGUCAGAGGAGGACUACCAGAUGAUCACAUAGAUGGUUUACAUCCUUACUUUCAACCGUUCUACCAACCAGAAGAGAAUGGAAAAGCCUUGUGUGUUCGUCCAGAUGUUAUGGAAUAUGACGAAGUACAGGAAUUUCCUGAAUUUGCUCGAGAACAACAAAUGUACCUUGCCUUGAGAAACCUUGCAUUAGCCUUGUGGAAUACAAACUAUAAGGAAGUACUUACAGUUGAAAAGUGUGUUGCACAUUUAAUUGUGCGUGGCCUUGUACGUGUAGCCUGUGUCCGAUAUCUUAAAGUAAUACUAGCAUUCCUGACUAUUAAAGGACUGGUGAACACAGGACUUCUAAAAGACACAAAUUCCGCAAUUAAGGAGAUUGUUGAAAAUGCUGUCAAACUAGAGUCUGUGUUAAUUAUUGGUGCUGGGCCCUCUGGUUUAUCAGCUGGGCGACAACUGCAAAACUUUGGUGCGGACGUCACAAUAUUAGAGGCUCAAGAUCGUAUCGGUGGCAGAGUUUGGGACGAUACAAAUUUAGGAGUGUGUGUUGGAAAAGGAGCUCAGAUUGUGAAUGGCUGUAUCAAUAAUCCCAUAGCAUUAAUGUGUGAACAGGCUGGUAUUAAAAUGCGGAAGAUGCAUAUACGAUGUGAUCUAGUUGAAGAAGAUGGAUCCGUUACUGACAUAACCAUUGACAAAAGAGUUGACUUUCACUUUAAUGCGAUGCUUGAUGCAAUUGCCGAGUGGAAGAGGGACAAUGAAAACCAAUUGGAUGAUUUGUCAUUAGCUAAAAAGUUACAGGAAAUGCAUGAAACAUUUGUUGAAGAGACCAGUUUGAAAUUUUCAGCGAAGGAGGAGCGUCUUUUCCAGUUUCACAUCAGCAAUCUGGAGUACGCUUGCGGAUGUGAUCUUUCAAAGGUUUCGUCUCUACAUUGGGACCAAAAUGAGAACUUUGCUCAGUUUGCUGGUGACCAUACCCUCAUAGAAGAUGGCUACAUGGCUGUCCUGAAUAAGCUGGCUGACGGCUUGGAUAUCCGACUCAACACAGAGGUCACAUCUAUCGAUUACAGAGGCAAGCAAGUCAUUGUCCAAACAAAAAAUGGUAAAGAGUACAAAGCACAGAAGGUCCUUGUAACUGUCCCAUUAGCAAUACUCCAGCGAAAGAAGAUUGCCUUCAAGCCACCAUUGCCAGCAAAGAAACAGGCAGCUAUUAAUUGUCUGGGUGCUGGUAUAAUUGAAAAGAUUGGUCUUCAGUUUCCAAGCCGUUUUUGGAGCAAAAAAGUUAUUGCAACCGAUUACUUUGGUCACAUCCCACCAGAAGUUGAUAAACGGGGAAUGUUUUCUGUCUUCUACGAUAUGACGCCACCUAGGAGCUAUGAAAAUGAGCAUGUCUUGAUGACAGUAGUGAGCGGGGAAGCUGUACAGUUUGUCCAAUCAAAAACCGAUAAAGAGGUUAUAGAAGAAUGCAUGAAAUGUUUAAGGAGUAUGUUUCCAGAUGAGGAUGUGCCAGAUCCAUCAAAUUCAUUUGUAACCCAUUGGCACAAAAACCCUCAUGCUUUGAUGGCCUAUAGCUACAUAGGAAUUGGUGCAAGUGGUGAAGCCUAUGAGAUCAUAGCAGAGUCUGUAAAUAACAAAGUCUUCUUUGCUGGAGAGGCAUCCAACCGUCAUUUUCCACAGACUGUAACCGGUGCAUACUUAAGCGGCAUCAGAGAAGCUGCUAAGAUACUCAGCUGAAAUGAAACAUAUGUGCCCAAUAAAAGAAAUGUUCCAUGAUUCCCAAAUGACUUGCCGCCUUGUCUUUGUCGUAACUUCAGUAAAUUCUAAAUGUCUGCAAGGACAUCCCGAUAUGAUUGUUGCAGUAUAGAAGAGUGUCGGAUGAAGAGAUCAAAGAUAAGGCAUGAGAAUUAAAAUGAGUUAGGUAAAUUGAGAAAACCAAAACUAUAAUGAAUGGUAAAGAAAGAGCCACAUUGACAAUAAAUGUUGAAAAUGAAGUCACAAUAAAUAAUUAAUAAAAGAAGGUGAAGAUAUAGUGAUUACUCUGCUAAUCAAUCAUUGAAUUAAUUAGUCAAAGGUAAUUAUUAAUCCUCAAUAUUUUUCAUGAAUUUUUGCUUUUAGUCAAAUUUGCAAUUCAAUUAUUAUAAUCAUUCCUAGGUUAGUUUUUGUAUUAAAUAAUGUUUGACUGAGUUUUUGAUAAGGUGCUUUUCUCUGAGUCUAAGCCAGUGAUUUUGAUACUUUUUACUGUG